Molecule: messenger RNA, 864 nt
Organism: Ilyonectria robusta
Lineage: Eukaryota; Fungi; Ascomycota; Sordariomycetes; Hypocreales; Nectriaceae
Product: fumarylacetoacetate hydrolase family protein
Exons: 5
Coding region: 1-864 (287 amino acids)
Molecular function (GO): acetylpyruvate hydrolase activity
Source: RefSeq, a predicted model, not a curated record
AUGGCCUUCUCUCGUCUUAUCCGUUUUCAAAUCGCCGGGGGUGAGGAAGUUUUCUUCGCCGACCUCGGUGCUGACGGUUCCGCCCCAGAAGACAACAGGCAACUUAUGGCUUUCAAGUCUUUUGGAGAUCUCGUUGCUAGAAAUAACGGUUCAGUCGUUUCUGUGGGCAAGCUCAUGGCACCACUGCCGCAGCCGCAAUUGCCCAUCUACUGUGUUGGAUUAAAUUACAAAUCUCAUGCGGAGGAGUGCAAGAGUUCUAACACCUACCGGCUCUCAAUAUCCAAAUCUCCACCUUUGUGGGGCAAGCCAGCGGCAGCAUUGGCUGGUCCUGGUGAGACAAUAGCGUUGAAUGCAUUCCAAGCAUCCAGCUGGCCUGAUUAUGAGGGUGAGCUGGUGUUUGUCUCCUCACGAGAGGUCAAAGACGUGACAGUUGAAGAGGCGUCAAACGCUAUCGCUGGCUUUACCAUAGGUAACGAUCUAUCAUGCCGCAAGUUUCAGAUGCCUGGGGAGGGGGGUGGACAAUUCUUCUUUGCAAAGGCGUUUGACAAGUUCGCUCCCAUGGGGCCAGUUCUCGUCAGUCCAGAUUUAUUUCGGGGACCAGAGAAUGGAAGGAUCACGACCAGUGUCAACGGUGAACUGCUGCAAGACGCACACCACAAAACCGAUGCAAUUUGGUCUUGCGCUGAGAUCUUGAGCUUCAUGAGCAAUGGCACAACCAUUCCAGCUGGGACGGCUGUGAUGACUGGAACACCGGCUGGGAUUGGUUUGCUGAAGAAGCCACCAAAGUUUCUGAAAGAUGGAGAUGUCAUAGAUAUUGAGAUUUCGGGUAUUGGGAAGCUAACCAACAAGAUUGUCUUUAGAUAA